Molecule: messenger RNA, 1875 nt
Organism: Phyllostomus discolor (pale spear-nosed bat)
Lineage: Eukaryota; Metazoa; Chordata; Mammalia; Chiroptera; Phyllostomidae
Gene: MS4A1
Product: membrane spanning 4-domains A1
Exons: 7
Coding region: 157-1041 (294 amino acids)
Biological process (GO): cell surface receptor signaling pathway
Cellular component (GO): external side of plasma membrane; plasma membrane
Source: RefSeq, a predicted model, not a curated record
UUCCUGUCACCCUGGUAUAUAUCAGAAGUCCCAGGCCUGGCCUAUCUCACUCACCCUGUGGACUUGAGAAAGUAGCCCUCCAGCUAACUCAACAGCAGGCAUCAAAGCAGCCCCUGAGCCCUAAGGCUUUGGAGACUCAGGAGUUUUGAAGGUGAAAUGGCAACACCCAGAAAUUCAAUGAGUGGAGCUUUCCCAGAACAUCCUGUGAAAGGCCCUAUGGCUAUGCAACCUGCUCAAAAAAUUAUUCCCAGGAGGAUGGCUUCCGUGGUGGGCCCCACACAAAGCUUCUUCAUGAGGCAGUCCAAGGCUUUGGGGGCUGUCCAGAUUAUGAAUGGGCUCUUCCACAUAGCCCUAGGUGGUCUCCUGAUGAUCCACAUAGAAGUCUUUGCACCCAUCUGUAUCACUGUGUGGUACCCUCUCUGGGGAGGCAUUAUGUAUAUUAUUUCUGGAUCACUCCUGGCAGCGGCAGGGACAAGCUCCAGAAAGAGUCUGGUCACAGGGAAAAUGAUAAUGAACUCAGUGAGCCUCUUUGCUGCCAUUUCUGGGGUAAUCCUUUUGAUCAUGGACAUAUUUAAUAUUACAGUCUCUCCUUUUUUAAAACUGGAGAGUUUGAACUUGAACAAAGCUUCUGAGAUUAACAUACCCGACUGUGAAGCAACUAACCACUCUGAGAAAACCACUCUACGUAUGGAUUAUUGUUAUAGAAUUAGAUCUGUGUUCUUGAGCCUUUUUGCAGUGAUGCUGAUCUUUGCCUUCUUCCAGAAACUUGUCACAGCUGGUGCUGUUGAGAACGAAUGGAGAAAGCUGUGCUCCAGACCCAAAGCUGAUGUUGUUUUCCUGUCAGCAGAAGAAAAAAAAGAACAAGCAGUUGAAAUAAAAGAAGAAGUGGUGGAGUUGACUGAAACAUGUGUCCAACCAAAGAAUGAAGAAGAUAUUGAAAUUAUUCCCGUCCAAGAAGAAGAAGAAGAAACAGAAAUAAACUUUCCAGAACCUCCCCAAGAUCAGGAAUCCUCACCAGUAGAAAAUGAUAGUGUCCCUUAAGCCAUUUUUUGUUUUCUGCUUCCCUUUUCUAAGCAUUAGGGUUCAUAGCUUCUGAGACGUAUCUCCUCCCAUUUCUUGAGGCACUCUGCAUGUAUCCUGCACAACCGUCUCUGGUCUUUGUAUAGAGUAACCAUGGCUCCAUCUCUGUGUUUCUCAUUCAGAGAGUAUAGCUAUUGCAGCAGAUUGUGUCAAAAUGUUUCUUGUUCAGAGCAGUUUUCUUGUAUUAAAAAAGGGCAGAAUGUGAUUUCUCACCAGCCUUUGCCUUGGCUAAGCCAUAGUAGUAGCAGCAGUAGGGUAUGCUUUUCAUUUCUUACCUUCUCAAUAGGGAAGAAAGGCACCGGAUGAAAAAGAAAAAUGACAGCUCCAUGCCAUCCCUAAAUUAUCUCUAAUUCCUUACACAUCCACAUUUUUGGUGGAGUCCCCUUUGCACCACUGUUUUAAGGAAAGUAAAAAUAAUGAUAAUGAGGUGCUAUAAGGAGCCUAUUUCACCUAUCUUUCUGUGGGGCUGACACUGCGACACAUUCUUAGAGCCUGCCCCUCCCCCACCCCAAUCAGGAAGGCUCUAAGUGGCCAACACCCAAUCCUUUUUUUUUUUUGUAUAAACAGCACAGCUUAUACAUGGCCAUAUAUCUGUCUGUCUUAACUUUCCCUAACUCCUGCUCUAGGCCCUUAGUUGCAUUGUCUACCUUUAGGCAAGAAAAGAAAGAAUGAAAGAAAAAUACCAUGAGUACCCACAUCUCAAAUGAUAAUCAACACUUGCAUUUGUUGAAUAUUUUCCAGUCAACAAAGUAUUUUAUCAAAUAAUUGCAUUUGACUGUCCAUGAUCAAGAAAAA